Messenger RNA from Grammomys surdaster, 3774 nucleotides. RefSeq names its product chloride intracellular channel 6 (gene Clic6). Gene Ontology annotation, molecular function: D4 dopamine receptor binding; D3 dopamine receptor binding; D2 dopamine receptor binding. The transcript has 6 exons. Gene Ontology annotation, cellular component: plasma membrane. The coding region runs from base 309 to 2096 and encodes 595 amino acids. The record is from RefSeq and is a predicted model, not a curated record. Lineage: Eukaryota; Metazoa; Chordata; Mammalia; Rodentia; Muridae.
UUGAGACUGCAGCAAACCAGCCCAUCUCUUCGAAGGAGUUCAAGAGGCAAGCUGAGUUCUUUAGCCCCAUACCCUGGCCUGCACAGAAGGAUUGGGGUCCGGGUGUGAAUUUAGGAGAAACACGAACUCUUGAGGAAGAACCCAAAGACUUUAAGCCAGGGAAAAGGGACAUAGAAUCUUGGGGUCCGCGGGAUUUCGCAUCAAGCGAAACCUUCGCUUCCAGAGCCGAGAGUGGGGUGUCCUCUUGGAAGGGGCACGGCAGCCCCUGCCCCUCACUCCUGAGCAGCGUCGAGUAAGGGUAUUUUACCAUGGCUGAGGCCAAGGAGCCCAAGGAGAUCGCUCCGGGUUCCCAGGGGCAACCCGAAGGUGCGGCGAUAGGGGGACCAGGAGAGCCUGGGGCUGCGGACCUGGAGGGGCGGGAAGCAAGCGAGGGAGCUGCAGAGGCACCCAGGGACCUGGGGGCGGGCGCAGAGGCCACAGCCUCGGGGAAGGAGGAAGGAGGCUGUGGGCUGGAAGCGGGAAUCGGGGGAGCGCAGGCGCAAGACCCGCGCACGGGCCCCGGGACAGAGACGGGCGCCAGCGGAGCUCCAGGGGAAGCGGAGGCUGCAGAGCGCGACCCCGAGGCCGCCAGGAUCCCGCAGGGAGCGGAGGAGGCUCCAAGCGCCCAGCAGGUGCGGGAGAUGAGCUCGGGGCUAGAAGCUCAGAGUGAGGCCCCCGAGGUCCCCGGGGACGCUCGCCAGGAGCCAGAGGACCCCAUGGCCUCAGAGGCAGGGGAAGAGGCAGAAUCCGGUCAGGGAGCGCAGGGAGGCAGCGCGCCAGGGUUGCAGAUCAACCCAGAAGUCCAGGGAUCUGCAGGGGACAAUACGGACACAGAGGCACCCGCAGGAGGGCCACUCGGGUCAGAGGGUGAGCCCCAGGGUGAAGGGGAAAGCAGCCUUCAGCACCAGGAUGAGGUGAUUGAGAUUGCAGCCGCAGAGAUCGAAGGGCACGAGCCCGGGGAGCUGGCGGGCGCUUCGGCCGCAGACGCCGCGGGGGAAGUGGGUACCCUGGGGAAAGAUGGGUCCGAGGAAGCAACUCCUGAGGAGGUGAGGGUAGACGCUGUUGAGAAUGGGGACCAGGCCAGGCUCCAGGAGGAGACCGGGGAGGAAGAAGCGAGGCCAGACCCCGGGUUGAAGAGACCCUGUGAAGAGGCUAUCCAAGAGAAAUCCCCCGACGAUAGCCUUGAUGGAGAGGAGGCCAAACCCACCGGGCACGAGGAGUCCCAGGAGGAGCUUAGCAACCACCUAGCCGAGGAGCCCAGCGCCCAAGGUGGAGAAGAGUUGGGGCGAGUGAACGGCCGCAGGGAGAACGGCCCAGCAUCGGAGGAAGGGGAUCCAGGACAGGAGCACGACAUCACCCUCUUUGUUAAGGCUGGUUAUGACGGAGAGAGCAUCGGAAACUGUCCAUUUUCGCAGCGUCUCUUUAUGAUCCUCUGGCUAAAGGGUGUUAUAUUCAAUGUGACAACGGUGGACCUGAAACGGAAGCCUGCAGACCUUCAGAACCUGGCUCCCGGGACGAACCCUCCUUUCAUGACUUUUGAUGGUGAAGUCAAGACGGAUGUGAAUAAGAUUGAGGAGUUCCUAGAGGAGAAGUUAGUUCCCCCAAGGUACCCUAAGCUGGGAACCCAACACCCCGAAUCCAACUCGGCAGGAAAUGAUGUUUUUGCCAAAUUCUCAGCAUUUAUUAAAAACACCAAGAAGGACGCGAAUGAGAUUUAUGAAAAGAACCUACUACGGGCCCUGAAGAAGCUGGACAGUUACUUAAACAGCCCUCUACCAGACGAAAUAGAUGCCUACAGUACGGAGGAUGUCACUGUUUCACAAAGGAAAUUUCUGGAUGGGGAUGAGCUCACACUGGCCGACUGUAACCUCUUACCCAAGCUCCAUAUCAUCAAGAUUGUGGCCAAGAAAUACAGGGAUUUUGAAUUUCCAUCUGAAAUGACUGGCAUUUGGAGGUACUUGAAAAAUGCUUACGCCCGGGAUGAGUUCACUAACACGUGUCCAGCUGACCAGGAGAUCGAACACGCGUAUUCAGAUGCAGCGAAAAGGAUGAAGUGAUGCUUGCUGGCUGGCUUGCAUCUUUUUCUCAGAUGAGCAAGCAAGGCUUCCAGGAGAGCCUUCUAUGUUUCUUCCCUGAAACAGCUUUUGCAAAACGAUGCUGACUCUCUUAAUGCCACCACAGGAUGCAUGGCCUUGAGAUUUGUCUACUCAUUCCUCCGUCUCAUCUAUGCUAAUUUAUAUCUUUGAGGUUCAAUACUCUUGUAAUCCAUGUUUAGGGCGAUAGUGUUUUGUAGCUCAUUUCAGAGCAAAUUGCCUUUGACUCUAGUUCUCAUCAUUUUUAAGAGGUUAGUCUUUCUUUGAUAGUUUUGAUAAUCAUGUGACUUGUUUUUCUCUUUUCAAAUAUUAGUUUAAAAUGGAAAUGCUGUUUGAUAUACUUAUAAAAUACUUUAGAACAGUAUUAGAGGGUGUGAAGAAGAAAUUAAAAAUCACCUAAAAUUUAUUCUAUAUAUUUUCUGAUAACAAUUGGGUGAAUAUUUCCAGAACCACCAAUCUUUAACGUAUUCUUGUGCACAUACAUACUCAUGCGUGUACCAUACAUCACGUAUAAUUUUCAUUCAUCUGUGGUAUGACAUUUGUGUGAAAGACCAAUGAAGGGACGUCCCUCUUGGUGCCUUAAAAGGUCAUCAUGGAAGACUUAAAACAAAGAAUUUGGCCCUGCUGAGUCACAUAGGGAUUGUAGAGCCUCUUGCAGAACCAUGGGGCAGCAGGACGUAGGGUAAUGGGACCAGGGUGCCUUGCUUUUGCCCCAAGGAUAUUGUUGCCCCUGAGCCCAGGUGUGGAGAGUGUCCCUGUGCCUUAGAGUCUACUCCUUUUGGGAACUUCUCUUCUCACUUCCUCAGAGGGACUGUGCUUUCAUGGGGACUCUUCCUGUCAGCUCCGGCUUGGAGACUCUCCCUGCCCUACAUCACAAUGUAAGCCUAUGAGUACUGCUCAAGGCAGUGCUUCAGUGAAGAUGAUGUACCUGAGGUUAGCUCAUUCAUGUCUCCUUCCUAUCUCAUUGCUGUUCUUUCUGUCUCAACCUGAGGCCAAGCAUGAAAACUAAAUUCCAGAUGAAAAUCCAGAAAGUCCCGUUCUUAAGCCAUUCCAGAAAAUGGUCUUUACCCGAGAAGUUGAGGAGUUUCUGGUCUGCUUGUGACAUUCCUUCCAUCAUCCUUGGGGCCACCCUGUGUCAUAGUGAGGCCUGCUGGGCUCCAGCCUAAUCAUGAAUGAGGAAAUGUGAGCUUGCCUAGAUGCUCUGCAAGACUUCUCCGGCUUGACCCUUCACAGCCGCACACCCUACAGGAAACAUCUCUUGUACGCUUGGCCGGGGUGCUGGGCUCUGGAUUCCCUCAUGCUCCAUAGGCAGUUUGGAUGAAGGUAUCAAUAAGAUCCUGAGAUUAGGUGAAAAAUAUCUCGUAAGGAAAUAAAGUCCAAUAUGGUGGCCACUACAUUUUCUUGUUUCUUGGAAGCCGUGGCUUCAGUCCAGUAGUCUGUUUUCAGGGUCAUGUCUAGCUGUCCCGCCUUGGUCCACAUCACUCCACACCUCUGUAGGAGUCAUCUUUAUAAGCCCGCUCUUACAGUGUGACAUUCAAACUUGGUAAAUGACAAUGAUCAGGAAUUAGUCCUGUUACUUUUGUUCUUUUAGAUAUUAAAAUGAUCAUAAGCCAUGUGCCUUACAAAUUAAACAUUUUCAAUC